AUGGCUCGUACCAAGCAGACCGCCCGCAAGUCCACCGGCGGGAAGGCGCCUCGGAAGCAGCUGGCGACCAAAGCCGCCCGGAAGAGCGCCCCGGCCACCGGGGGCGUGAAGAAGCCUCACCGCUACCGCCCUGGGACUGUCGCCCUGCGAGAGAUCCGUCGCUACCAGAAGUCGACCGAGCUGCUGAUUCGCAAGCUGCCCUUCCAGCGUCUGGUGCGGGAGAUCGCGCAGGAUUUCAAGACAGACCUGCGCUUCCAGAGCUCUGCGGUGAUGGCGCUUCAGGAGGCGAGCGAGGCUUACCUGGUGGGCCUUUUCGAAGAUACCAACCUGUGCGCCAUUCAUGCCAAGCGGGUCACCAUCAUGCCCAAAGACAUCCAGCUGGCUCGCCGCAUCCGCGGAGAAAGAGCUUAAGAUAUUCGUUGUCAAAGUAGGGGCCUCCUACGUUCAAAAACCCAAAGGCUCUUUUAAGAGCCACCACAUAAUCUUAAAAAGCUGUUAAUUACUGCAAUAUUAAUUUUACCAGUUCGGUAUUGUGCAUUAAGCAGCAGUUGCUGGGAAUGUUAAAAGUGGACACAGCGGCGUGGUACUUCUGUGCAGUUUACAGGCGUCUCCCAUGGAUCU
Molecule: messenger RNA, 621 nt
Organism: Podarcis raffonei (Aeolian wall lizard)
Lineage: Eukaryota; Metazoa; Chordata; Lepidosauria; Squamata; Lacertidae
Product: histone H3
Exons: 1
Coding region: 1-411 (136 amino acids)
Cellular component (GO): nucleosome
Molecular function (GO): DNA binding; protein heterodimerization activity; structural constituent of chromatin
Source: RefSeq, a predicted model, not a curated record